Coffea arabica (coffee) is the source of this 887-nucleotide messenger RNA. RefSeq lists its product as uncharacterized. The record is from RefSeq and is a predicted model, not a curated record. Lineage: Eukaryota; Viridiplantae; Streptophyta; Magnoliopsida; Gentianales; Rubiaceae.
GUCCCAAAGCCCAGCCCCUUCCUUUCCUCCAGAUAAAAAAAUCUGAUAAAGAGAGGAAAGAACAGAAGAAAUGUUGAAGGCUGCCCAAUCUCCAUUAUCCGACCACCAGAUCCAACGGCCGAAAAGUGGCCGGAAGCCACUGCAGCCAAAGAAUUCUCCGGCCACUCCUGUUGUCAUCACACCCCACCAAAAACCGAAGCAAAAUGCUCCAACUGAUCGGAUUGAGGUGUCAGUGUUGGAUAAUGACUCGAACAAGGAGAACGUGAAUCCCCUUUUUGCCACCCCGGUGAAGAAUGAAGAAUUCAGGAUCGAACAAUUCGAUUCGUCCCUGGCUGAGGAGCUGAGUGCCAUUCGCGAGAAGCUCGAGAGGUUGAGGAUAGAGAAGGAGAAGACGGAGAAGAUGCUCAGUGAGAGGGAUUUGGUUCUAGAUUUGCAGAUGAAUGAGCUGCACAAGAGAGGCGAAUCUCAGAAGAUGCUCGAAAUCGAGGUUGAUAGGCUGUAUCGAUUGAAGCAGCUCAAGUUAUCUUGCAUGGGCAUUUCGCCAAUCCGAUCGCUGAGAAAUAAGGCAAAAGAAAAGGGCGAGGGAACGAAAACUGAUUACAGGGAUGAAGUUAACCCGGAGGAAAGCCUGUGAAGCUGAGAUCAGAAAUUAAUAGCGACAGAUGCAACUGGCAAUAUAAUACUGCCUGCAAAUUGAAAUUUGACAGGCACGAAUUAUAUAUAUAGCUCCUUUUCACAAUUUUUGUCUAGUGGAAGAAAGAAAAGGGGAUGUGAAAACUGAAAACUGGUGUGGCAGCUAAAUGGUGGCACAAUACAUCAUUGUAUAGUUUCUAUCAGAGCUACUAUCUCUCCUGUAGCGAAAGAAGGAAAACAAAAAGUUUAUCCAA